AGGAUGUCUUCUGUCAAUGACACUGACUCAUAUCCUUCUUUCUUCCUUCUAUUGGGCAUACCUGGUCUGGAAUCUUUCCAUGUCUGGAUUGCAUUUCCUUUCUUUGUUGUUUAUCUAAUAGCAGUUGUGGGGAAUAUCACAAUUCUUUUUGUGAUCAAAACUGAGCAAAGUCUUCAUCAGCCUAUGUUCUAUUUUCUGGCUCUUCUCUCCUUUAUUGAUCUAGGACUCUCUACUUCUACCAUACCCAAGAUGCUUGGAAUAUUCUGGUUCAACCUUAGGGAGAUAAGUUUUGAAGGAUGCCUCAUCCAAAUGUUCUUUAUCCACACCUACACUGGCAUGGAAUCUGUUGUACUCCUGGCCAUGGCAAUUGAUCGCUUUGUAGCCAUCUGUUACCCACUGAGAUAUACUACUAUUCUCACCAACAAAGUUGUAGCCCUCAUUACCUCUUUUGUAGUGGGGAGGCCUGUGCUUCUUGUUAUUCCCUUUUGCCCUCUUCUAAAACGACUGCCUUUCUGUGGACAUUAUAUUAUACCACAUACCUACUGUGAACAUAUGGGAAUUGCCCGACUUGCCUGUGCCAGCAUAAGAGUCAACAUCAUCUAUGGUUUAUUUACCAUUGCUGCUCUCAUCUUUGACUUAAUCCUUAUUGCCCUUUCCUAUGCUCAGAUACUCCGAGCUGUUUUCCGACUUCCUUCCAGAGAUGCCAGACUCAAAGCACUUAGUACUUGUGGUUCGCAUGUCUGUGUUAUUUUAGCUUUUUAUACACCUGCAUUUUUUUCCUUUAUGACUCACCGGUUUGGUAAAAAUGUCCCUCGCUAUAUUCACAUCCUUCUUGCCAAUUUGUAUGUGGUUAUUCCUCCUUCUUUAAAUCCAGUUAUUUAUGGGGUGCGAACAAAGCAAAUACGGGACCGAGUUGUGAGGAUAUUGAUUAAAAAAGAAUGA
Molecule: messenger RNA, 942 nt
Organism: Suncus etruscus (white-toothed pygmy shrew)
Lineage: Eukaryota; Metazoa; Chordata; Mammalia; Eulipotyphla; Soricidae
Product: olfactory receptor 52E4-like
Exons: 1
Coding region: 4-942 (312 amino acids)
Biological process (GO): G protein-coupled receptor signaling pathway
Cellular component (GO): membrane
Molecular function (GO): G protein-coupled receptor activity; olfactory receptor activity
Source: RefSeq, a predicted model, not a curated record